Messenger RNA from Peronospora matthiolae, 768 nucleotides. NCBI's taxonomy places the organism in Eukaryota, Oomycota, Peronosporomycetes, Peronosporales, Peronosporaceae. The record is from the annotation of a GenBank genome assembly.
AUGACGGCUCCGAGUAUGGAGCCUGCGAUUCAGCAGCUCCUGAACCAACAUGAGUUCUUGGAGGUGAUCGAAACCGGCCAAGACGAGAACAAGCGUGUGCGUGUGAAGUGCCAGUUGACGCAGCACGAGAUGCUCCUGCGCGCUGACGUCAUUGCGACGCACCUCGCGUCCAAGAAAUUCCGAAAAGCUUGGGACUGGUACUGUCACGACUACUCGCAGUACGAGCCGUACAUUGUCCCGUACCGGAGACUGCCCAAGAGUUUGUUCUGCAACGUUACGAGGACGAUCUUGAACCGCAUACCGGCAGAAGUGGAGAAGCACGUGCAGGGAAAACGGUACAAGCGGAUGAAAGAGCGCGUGAAGGUUCAAGUGAUCAAGACCGGAGACAACGGGGACGACGACCAGACGUUGUCGAGUCGGGACUUUGAUGCCGACCUUUUCGAGUUUGAGAACAGUCAAGUGGUCUACUCGGACGAGGAGGAGGAGGAGGGAGAUGAGGAAGACGAGGACGACGAGCUGGAGACAAUUGAGAAAGCGAGUCUGCAGAAAGAGGACGACGACAUGGCGGACUUUUACCCUGAUGAUGAGUCUAAUGCAGGCAACGACACCAAAGCUAUGGACACUGACACAAAGGCUGAUGAUGACACUGACGAGAUUGUGGAGGAGAAGCCUCCGAAGAAGCGCCGUACUAAGAGCAGUUCAGGUUCUAAAACGACACGACACAGGUCGAAGAAGGCUAGAAAGGACAAGACUUGUGCAUCGACGUGA